AUGAAGGGCCGUGGCCUGAAUCUUUUGGCGGCAUCGGUGGCUUUAUUGAUAUUAGCAGCAGCGAGUCCGGUGGCGAUUCGCGGUGACGAAAGGGAUGAUUACAGAUGUGGCAGACACUUUGAGUGCGCAAGAUGCGGCGGAAGGCGUUGCUGUAGCACAUCCGAAUACUGCGGGGAUACUGACGCCUACUGUAAGCAUCCUAAUUGCCAACUGCAGUGCAAAGAUUCAACUCCCGGUUGUUUCAGAGCUCCGCCCGCAGCUUAUAACAUGUACAGUACUGAUGGCAUUAAUGGAGCAACUGCACCAUGCUCCACUGCUACUGCCAAUAUCUCGAUGGAUGGGGUGAUCCAUGGAGGAGCUCGUCAACCCAACAACGUCACUAGUUAUCGUGCAGCUUGCGGCCACUGCUUGAAGGUGAACACGCGCGUGACGCAACGUAAAGAUGGAAAACAAAUGAAGGUGAGACUUCCGGUCGACGACGAGGAGUGCAGCAACAGCCAACUUUCCGAAUUGGGUAAAAGAAUUUUUCAAGAACUUGACACGGAUGGAGAAGGACGAGCUGUUAAUCGGGGUUACCUCCUUGUUGUGGAUUACCAAGUUGUGCAAUGUGAUGAUGAGCAUUGA
Linum tenue is the source of this 624-nucleotide messenger RNA. The record is from the annotation of a GenBank genome assembly. Lineage: Eukaryota; Viridiplantae; Streptophyta; Magnoliopsida; Malpighiales; Linaceae.